Melampsora larici-populina 98AG31 is the source of this 477-nucleotide messenger RNA. RefSeq lists its product as uncharacterized. Lineage: Eukaryota; Fungi; Basidiomycota; Pucciniomycetes; Pucciniales; Melampsoraceae. The record is from RefSeq and is a predicted model, not a curated record. The transcript is spliced from 5 exons. Bases 1 to 477 code for a protein of 158 amino acids.
AUGGUUUCCGCACUCGGAGUGGGCACAUACAAACGCCUGCCAAUGCAAUGGGCGGGUGUUUUAAAUGUAGUGGGCCUGCAAGGCUACAGUGGUUGUGAACAGAGAGCAUACGACACCAUGAUUGACUUAGGACGUGCGCCAGGAAAAGCUUUGCCAGUGCUGCUUAUUGAGGAAGGCGCGGUUGGACUAGACGGCUCCACACCAUUGGGCUCGGCAGGCUUGGCAGCAUCUGGGCUGGUCUGGUACUUCGCAAUGUCACGCCUGUUGCAUAGAGAGUGGGACAGCAGGUAUUUGGAUUUCAGAGUUUUCAAAGUGGAUUACAUUUACGACAUCAAAGAAUUGGGUCAAGAGCCAGGCUGGUCGGUUUCCAUUGGUGACGUAGUCACUUUCACGGGGGAGGUGAUGCAUAUGGUGGGCUGCGGAGGGAAGUGGAUUGUGAAGAUGGUGGAUGUAAAGAAUCUGUUGCGACUGUUGUAG